This is a messenger RNA of Ficedula albicollis (Collared flycatcher), 1199 nucleotides long. RefSeq names its product desumoylating isopeptidase 2-like. Gene Ontology annotation, biological process: protein deubiquitination. Bases 38 to 652 code for a protein of 204 amino acids. NCBI's taxonomy places the organism in Eukaryota, Metazoa, Chordata, Aves, Passeriformes, Muscicapidae. The transcript is spliced from 5 exons. The record is from RefSeq and is a predicted model, not a curated record. Gene Ontology annotation, molecular function: deubiquitinase activity.
UUUGGAGCUUGAGGUCUAGAGUUUGCUGCAGUUUGGGAUGGAAUCUGCUGGCUGUGUUGUGAGGAGGAAGGGACAUGGAGUUGUGCAAGGGACAAACAAGUACUGGAUAAAUGAAUACACCUCCACCUUGGGGAUUGGUGUCUUCCACUCUGGCAUCGAGAUCUACGGCAGAGAGUUUGCCUAUGGAGGGCAUCCCUACCCUUUCAGUGGGAUUUUCGAGAUCACACCGGGCAGUGCGGUAGAACUUGGCGAGACCUUUAAAUUCAAAGAAUCCAUUGCCUUGGGCACUACAGACUUCACAGAAGAGGACGUGGAUAAGAUUAUGGAAGAGCUGGGCAAGGAGUACAAAGGAAAUGCGUACCACUUGAUGCACAAGAACUGCAAUCACUUUUCUUCUGCUCUGGCUGAGAUAUUAUGUGGGAAAGAGAUCCCCCGCUGGGUGAACCGCCUGGCCUACUUCAGCUCGUGCAUCCCCUUCCUCCAGAGCUGCCUCCCCAAGGAAUGGCUGACCCCAGCAGCCCUGCAGAGCCACAUCAGCCUUGGCCUCCACAAGGAGGAGCAAGGGGACACAACGGAUGAGGAGUCCCCCUCCACCUCUGCAGCCCCCUCAGCCUCAGGCACAUCGAGAACCUGCAGACAUACGCGGGUCUAAACUUCCCCAUCUGCCCCCAAAUAACAUUCCUGCUCUCUUGUUCGAUUUAUUUCUCACACCCUUUCGCACACAUUGGUUUGUCUCUUCAACGGACAACACAGGGGAGGGAAGACCCUUUCUGCUUCAGCUCCUUUUCCAAGGACUGCCACUACAAUUGCUUGGCAAAAUGACUGUGAACCCCAACACAGAAUUAAGGAUUGUGGUGACUAAACUGUGUUUUCCUCCAGGGGCCUCCAUGAUCCUUGAUCUACAGAGAACUUCUGACUCUCUCAGGCAUGAGAGCAUGUGUAUGGGCAGAGUGCACAUACUGUGAUGUUCCUUCUCUGGAACUGUUUUAUCUUUUUAUCACUCCCUCUACCCAUUUAAGCCCAGCAGUGUCUUCUCUGUUUUGGCUGGGUUUUCCCAUCCCCAAUGACAGAUCACCUGCCCAUACCCAGUGAAGGAACCAGAGCCAGAAGUCAACCUUCUCAUCUCUUAGACCAGCAACAAACUCCACUCAGAUCCACCCCUUUUAUAAUUAUCAGGUUUCUAACUCAUGUGAAGGACA